AUGUUCAACCUGAUGAGCAACUGCUGCAGCUGGGUCUCCAAAUUCCAGCAACCCGUUCGGAAGGUCACUGUGCUGGUUGUUGGUCUUGACAACGCAGGAAAAACGUCCAUGAUCCGGGGGAUCAUGAAAGUUUUUCCGGGCGAAGUAAGCCCCACGCAGGGGUGCGUUCGCACAGAGCUGAGAGUGGACAACUUCCUGGUGACCUUGCUGGACAUGGCCGGCGCUCCUGAGUCGCGGGCGGCCUGGAGGGACCACUACAGCGAAGCCCACGGGAUUGUGUUUGUGGUGGACUCCAGCGACAGAGCGCGGAUUCGGGUGGUCCGGGAGGUCCUGGCGGACCUGCUGAAGCAGCCCAGGGUCGCAGGCAAGCCACUCCUCGUGCUGGCUAACAAGCAAGACAAGAUGGGUGCUCUAAUGGGAAGUGAGUUGAUCGAAGCCCUAACCUUGGAGAAGCUGGUCAAUCACAGCCGGUCUCUAUGCCAUAUUGAACCAUGCUCCGCCCUGCUGGACGUCCGGAGGUGGUCGGACAGGAAGACGCUGCAGGGUCUGCGAUGGCUACUGCGAGCUGUGUCUCUGGACUACCCCGAACUGUGUGCCCGCGUGACACGGGAUAGCAGGCAGCCCCGGGACCCAGAGGAAAAAAACAGGCGUGGCAAGAAUGAGAAGGGACGCGCCAAGCCCAAAGAGGACAGACUCCACACCAGCAAGCCUGAAAUUGGCCAAGCUCAGUGGCCCCCGAAAGAAAAGGUACCUCAGCCUAGGAGCAAACUGGAGCCCAUUCAAACUGUCCUGGAAAAGGAAAACGCUUUGAAGAAGAAGAUGAAAAGGAAGCAGCAGGUGAAUAUUAAAGAUGCCAUGAAGAAGAGCGCUGGCAAGAGGGAGGAAGAGGAGGAGGUGGGGGACGCAGAGGCAGAGCAAGAACAGGGCGGGCGGAAAGAGAAAGCCAGCACUGCCCUUAUACCGCGCAACAGCGCAAAGCUGACCUGCAAAGCCAGAGUGAAAGAAGAGACUUCGGAGCACCCGGAGUCCCCUGACAACGUGGAAUCAAAGACAGAGAAAGGAAAAGGGGAAAAGAAAAAAAAGAGAAAAAAGGUGAAAGUGAAGAGGAAAAACAAAAUUAAUACUGAACAGAUUCCAGCAGGAUAUUCACAACCAGUGGACCUUUCUGCUACUUUUGACCUCUACAGAAAAGCCAUCUUGGCUCUGAAAGCUCGCCAGGACCAGGGACACUGAGACACUUCCCCCAGUGUGGGGGGUGUGAUGCUACUACCUGCUGAGCCCUUCAGGUCUCAGAAUGCUUGUAGUCUUAUGACCAAGAGACUCAAAUGACUUGUGUGUCUACUCCGUAUGUCUCCCACUAGGUGGGAAUAUCACUCUUACUCAUUUCUUACUCAUUCUACAGAAAUGAGUAAGAGUGACAUUCCCACAUAGUACAAAAGCAGUGUGAAGAAACAUGGAAAGAGCUGGUCCCAUCUUAAGUCCCUGUUUUCACUAUUCCGAAAUUUAAAAUGAGUACAUAAUCAUAGGCCUAAUUUUUAAAUACACAUUCUGAAAUCAGGGGCCUGAAUCUGGGGUCAUUUAGGAGGUCCAAUAUUAAUUUGAUCAAAAAUGCCUGUGAAAGGCAGGUAACUACCCUCAUACUUCCUGCCCUUUAAAUAUUUAUAAUAGGUUAUGUUCUAUUCUUACAAUUCAACAAAUAAUUUGUAUAGAAUUACUGUAUAAAAACAAGAAGCCUCAGCCAGGUGGAUAAUUACGUUGUGAAAACACUUAGAUCGUCAUACUGCACUGACACUGUACUUUUUCAACUACUAGUUUACAGGGUCAAACUGAGAUUGUAGUGUAGAAGUACAUGGCCAAACUUUACACAUUUUUUAUUAAAUGUACACCAUUGCAGUAGAUUUGUGGUUUUGUGUAAUAGCUAUACUUAGGCUUUGCCAUCCUGAUUUUCUUUUGUAUUACUGCUUUUUUAAAAUAACAUAUGUCCUGAGAAGACUUUGACAUGUGAAGAGUAAUAAGCAUAAUGAUUUUAGAAAAGCUUGACAAUAUCUCUUUACAGUGUCAUUUGCAACAUUAGGUUGUAUUCUCUGAAGGCACUUCUUCAGAAAUCAGGAAAAUUGUAUAAAAUUGGUAAGUUGCACCA
Molecule: messenger RNA, 2140 nt
Organism: Anguilla anguilla (European eel)
Lineage: Eukaryota; Metazoa; Chordata; Actinopteri; Anguilliformes; Anguillidae
Gene: arl13a
Product: ADP-ribosylation factor-like 13A
Exons: 9
Coding region: 1-1233 (410 amino acids)
Biological process (GO): non-motile cilium assembly; receptor localization to non-motile cilium
Cellular component (GO): ciliary membrane; non-motile cilium
Molecular function (GO): GTPase activity; GTP binding
Source: RefSeq, a predicted model, not a curated record